This is a messenger RNA of Clavispora lusitaniae ATCC 42720, 699 nucleotides long. RefSeq lists its product as uncharacterized. The record is from RefSeq and is a predicted model, not a curated record. Gene Ontology annotation, biological process: single strand break repair. NCBI's taxonomy places the organism in Eukaryota, Fungi, Ascomycota, Pichiomycetes, Serinales, Metschnikowiaceae. Gene Ontology annotation, cellular component: nucleus. Gene Ontology annotation, molecular function: single-strand break-containing DNA binding; single-stranded DNA binding; mismatched DNA binding.
AUGAGCUUCAGACAUGCGCUUCAGAAAUACAUUGACAAUCCUUCAGAUCCGUUGGUUCUAUUCCAUGAUAAUGACGUUGUGAUAAUCACGGACGCAUUUCCGAAAUCUUUACGCCACUACUUGAUUCUUCCCCGUCAGAAAAACUUGACGCAUCUCCAUCCACUAGAUGCACUUAGGAACCCACAGACAUAUCAAAUGAUUGAGGGGUAUGUGGAAAAAGCAAAAGAUAUGAUUGUGGAAUCACUUUCAGGCGAGGGUUACAUCAACGACGACCCCAAGGAAAGGGCAAUUUUUAGAAAUACGUUUAUUCGAGCCGGUGUACAUGCUAUCCCAUCCAUGUCCAACUUGCAUGUGCAUGUAAUCACACAGGACUUUUACCUGGCCAGGAUGAAAAACAAAAAACAUUACAACUCGUUCACGACGGCGUUUUUCGUAGAUUUUGAAAAACUAGCAUUGAAUGUCGCCGACGACUAUGAUGGCGAGCAAACAAGCGACUCAUCCGAAAGCAGUUUUGAGAUUUUGGCCCGUAAAGAUCACGAAAGCCACCAUUUCAAUCGGCGAAAAGGAGAUCUAGAAAAAUUGAUCCGGAACAGCUCGCUAACAUGCACAUAUUGCGGGGCACUGUUUGGCCUGAAGUUUGUGCAGCUCAAAGAGCAUCUAGCGACAGAGUUUGACGCAAAAUUUGGUCGAAGCGAUUAG